Molecule: messenger RNA, 822 nt
Organism: Anastrepha obliqua
Lineage: Eukaryota; Metazoa; Arthropoda; Insecta; Diptera; Tephritidae
Gene: Blos3
Product: biogenesis of lysosome-related organelles complex 1 subunit 3
Exons: 5
Coding region: 301-777 (158 amino acids)
Cellular component (GO): BLOC-1 complex
Source: RefSeq, a predicted model, not a curated record
GUUUUGCUGAUUAUUCCAUGGACGGUGCCGAGAUACAAAGAUAGUUUUUUCUCGCAUUUGUUGCGAUCGAUCAAGAACUAACCCGUGCCAAGCACCGCCAGCACCAAUGAAAGCUGAACUUUUUAAAAUUGUAUUACCCGUAAUUUUAUGCAUUUCGCUUACCAUAAUUUUAGUUCUCAAGCGAGUAGUUUUGCUCCAGAACAAGUCAUGCAAAUGUUUCUAACGAUGGUAGCGUGAACAAGUACAAAAUUCGAUACAUCGCUAGUGCCAUCGAUUUCUUACCAGCUCUAAUAAACCAUAAUGGGGACACAAAAUAGAGGCUGUAAACAAAUGUUCACAAUUUCAAACAUGACUGAAUUAGUUCGAGGUGAAGCGUCUGAAUCGGAUGAAGAAACACAUGUAAAAAGAACAAAUAUAUUUGCUUCAGAAGUUGCUGGCGAAGCAACUGAGUCAGAUGAAGAUCUAUAUGAGAAAAAGAUCCCAGCACUUUACAGCGAAAAUAUCCUGGCUGAAUCACGUUAUAAGAAUAAUUUAUUGCAACGGAAAUUAAUUGAAAAUAACAUAGCAAUAUACAAAAAUAUGUCAACGUUCGUGAAAGGCUUUGUAACGACUGCAUCUAAACAACUACUAAGUACGGAGCAACUGCUUAUGAAGUCACAGGUAACCUUGCAGUCAGUAUUAAGUUCGUUAAAAAACUCUCAGGUGAAUAUAAAGCAGCUGCAUGAAAAAAAUUCGAAUGUUUUCACUACAAACUUUUUAACGAAUAUUAACCUCUAAUUUUGUACAGAAAAAUAAAAAUAAAAUUAUUAAUUUGUAUGUGAA